This is a messenger RNA of Mesocricetus auratus (golden hamster), 1466 nucleotides long. Its product is annotated as cell cycle control protein 50C. Gene Ontology annotation, cellular component: endoplasmic reticulum; plasma membrane; Golgi apparatus. The coding region runs from base 159 to 1187 and encodes 342 amino acids. The transcript is spliced from 8 exons. Gene Ontology annotation, biological process: phospholipid translocation. Lineage: Eukaryota; Metazoa; Chordata; Mammalia; Rodentia; Cricetidae. The record is from RefSeq and is a predicted model, not a curated record.
AACUGAAAAACUGACUCUUCCUAAGGUUAUGCCGUCUGCUGGUCUUCAGAACUCAGCUGGGACACUGACUAGACACAGCAGAUUUUGGACUUAACUUCUAUAAUUGUGUGAGACAACUCCUUACCAUGUAUACUACGUGAGUCACCUACAGGACCAAAAUGGAGGUGAUGCCCCAAUAUGACCUGUCCAGACUGCCAGAAAACACAGCCCUGAAGCAGCAAAAGUUGCCUGCCCACCAGCUAGAUUUAUCUGCCUCGGUGGUCCUCUGUAUCUUUUUUGCCACAGGCGUGUUCUGCCUCUGUAUGGGCGUUGUCCUUCUACUGUCUGCGAAGAGCACCAAGGAACUUGAGAUUAAUUACACAAACAUAUGUGCAAAUUGUGCUCAGCUACGGGAAGAUAGCUCUAAUUUUGACAAAGAAUGCACCUGUUCUGUUCCCUUUUACCUUCUGGAGAAAAUGGAGGGUAAUGUUUACAUGUACUACAAAUUAUAUGGUUUUCAUCAAAACCUCUAUCGAUACGUUCUAUCAAGAAGCAAUAGUCAGCUGUUGGGCAAGGAUAUCUGGGAUGUUAAGGACUGUUCUCCAUUCCAAAUGUCCCACAACAACACUCCCAUCAUUCCUUGCGGUGCAAUUGCCAACAGCAUAUUCAAUGAUACCAUAACUCUUUCAUACAACCUUAAUUCGUCUAUACAUAUAAAAGUCCCAAUGCUGAAGAGUGGGCUUGCAUGGUUGACAGAUAAGUAUGUCAAGUUUCAGAAUCCAAGAACCAGUGACCUUGCUAGUGUAUUUGCAGGAAGUGCCAAGCCUCUGCAUUGGACCAAACCUAUCUACGAACUAGAUACAGAUGACCCAGGAAACAAUGGCUUUGUCAAUGAGGACUUCAUUGUUUGGAUGAGGACAGCCGCCUUUCCCACUUUCAAAAAACUGUACCGCCGACUCAAACGUGUGGACUAUUUUGCUGAAGGCUUACCUGCUGGUAACUACAAUUUCCACAUAUCCUACAAUUUUCCAGUAACCAUGUUCCAUGGAGAAAAAUCCGUUGUUCUUUCCACUCUGACAUGGAUUGGAGGAGGUGGCAUUUUCCUGGGACUUACUUACACAGUGACAGGGGCACUGACAUUGUUGGCCUCUUUUGCCAUCCUGACAAUUCACUUGAUGCUGAAAAGGACUAAGAAAAGUUUCUUGUAGGAGUGAAGUCAAGAUUUGAAAAGGAAGAAUAGCAGAAGGCAGAAAUGGACAACAAAGUACUAGAACCAAAGAUCUCUGGCAAAGCUUAAAUAUUUCUGAGCCAUCUCAACUGGAUUGACUGAAUCAAAUAUAAUCUCAACUACGUAGAUAAAUAAUGAGAUUCCCAGAGUGGGGUGAAGAAAAGGAGAGAAGACGAGGAGAAAAAAAUAUGUGAAGUAAAAUGUUCUUGGAAUGAAGACAAUAAAUGAUUUUUGAGCUCUAAACUGAGUGUUAAGAAUU